AUGCUGCAGCCCAAAUCGCACAGCACAUUGCUGCGGGCUAAUCAAGACGGAGGUGGCAUCUCAUCGUUGCCCGAUUGGUCGUGCCCUCCGCCGGGCCAGCAAGACAAGCUGCAAGGCCUUAGGAAGGCCUGGUCAGACUGGUUGGCCGCCAAGCAUGUUCCCCUUCGACUACGCAAGCAUGUGCAGGCCGGCUCCGAGGAGCCCCUGUUCACGCCUGCUGAAAUCACAGAGCUGCGGUCGCUGGCGUCAGCAUGGUUCGCAUCGCAAGGUGUUCAGGAUGUAUCUUGGGAAAUUCCGGAAUUCCAACCUUAUGCCUUAGCUGCUCUUCAGCACUUAGCGACAGUGCUGGAUGACCCCGACACUUCGCUCUGGCCCUGUUUGCUGGAGGGCGUCCCCACCGGCAUUGAUGCUAACAUACCUAAGUCAAAUGUGUUUAUCCCGGUGCAACAUGAUCGGCAGGAGCUUGUUGAAAAUUUGCACAUUUGCGCAGGUAACUGGAAACAGGCAGAAGAGCAGCCGGAAUUGCUGGCAGAAUUGGUGCAGAAGGAGGAAAGUGAAGGCUGGAUUUUCUCGAUGCCGGACCUAGCCUAG
Molecule: messenger RNA, 591 nt
Organism: Symbiodinium sp. CCMP2592
Lineage: Eukaryota; Dinophyceae; Suessiales; Symbiodiniaceae
Source: the annotation of a GenBank genome assembly